CCUUCCUCCUCAGGAUCAAUUCAAGGGGUGAAGAGGAGGGCAGGCAACGAUACCUAGUGGCUAUAGGAAGGCCUGUCUGCAGGGGGGUGCCCCUCUGGUUCUCUGAAGGAAAGCAACAUGGAAAUGAAAAGGUUAAGCAUCUCCCUGGUUCUGGUUUUGUUUCUCAUCCUGGCCUUGCAAAUCUUAUCUGCUGUCGACUUUGACCCAUAUCGAAUCCUGGGAGUCAGCAAGUUGGCCAGCCAGGCAGACAUUAAAAAAGCAUAUAAAAAGCUUGCCCGGGAAUGGCAUCCUGAUAAAAACAAGGACCCUGGAGCGCAAGAUAAGUUCAUACAAAUUAGCAAGGCCUAUGAGCUCCUUUCCAACGAGGAGAAGAGAUUAAAUUUCGACCGCUACGGUGACGUGGGGGAGAACCAGGGCUACCCCCAGCAGCAGCAGCACCAGCAGCGCCAGUUCCACCACUUCCACGAAAGUUUCUAUUUCGACGAAUCCUUUUUCCAUUUCCCCUUCAACUCGGACCGCCGGGACUCCUCGGACGAGAAGUACCUGCUGCACUUCUCGCACUACGUCAACGAGAUCGUGCCCGACAGCUUCAGGAAGCCCUACCUCAUCAAAAUCACAUCCGACUGGUGCUUCAGCUGCAUUCACAUUGAGCCUGUCUGGAAGGAGGUGGUGCAUGAGUUGGAAGCGCUCGGAGUGGGAAUUGGCGUCAUUCAUGCUGGCUAUGAAAGGCGCCUGGCACACCACCUAGGAGCCCACAGCACCCCCUCAAUCCUGGGACUCAUCAAUGGGAGGAUAACCUUUUUCCACAAUGCGGUCGUGCGGGAGAAUCUGUGCCAGUUUGUAGAGAAUCUUCUUCCUGGGAACCUUGUGGAGAAGAUUACAGAUAAAAACUACAUCAGAUUCCUGUCAAACUGGAAGAAAGAGAACAAGCCACACGUGCUUCUGUUUGACCACAUGCCUCUUGUUCCACUGUUGUAUAAGCUGACUGCCUUUGCGUACAGGGACUACUUGUCCUUUGGAUACGUGUAUGUUGGUCUCCGAGGGACCGAAGAGCUGUCCAGCCAGUACAACAUCAACGUCUACACGCCCACCAUGAUGGUCUUCAAGGAACAGAUUGACAAACCUGCCGAUGUCGUCCAGGCCCGGAGUAUGAAGAAGCAGCUGAUUGAUGAUUUCCUUUCCCAGAACAAGUUCCUGAUGGCGUCUCGGCUCACCAGCCAGAAGCUGUUCGAAGAGCUGUGUCCGGUGAAAAAAUCACACCGGCAGCGCAAGUACUGUGUGGUCCUGAUUACUGGCGAGGUUGACAAGUUUGCGGCGAGCUACGAAGCAUUUCUGGCCUUUGCCACGGCGAACACCAAAGACACCCUGAGGUUCGUCCAUAUCUAUUGGAACAGCCAGCAGGAGUUUGUCCAGAGCUUACUACCAGAUGACGACAGGUCCUGGGGGAAGUCUGCUGUGGUCAUCUUGGAGAGGCGCAACAACGCUGGCCGGGUGGUCUAUAAAGCUCUGGACAAUUCCUGGAGUGGCAGCAAAGAAGACAACUUCAUCCUUCUGGAUAUGUUGGACCAGUUAAGGACAAACCCUGGAUUUCUCUCUUCCGAUACCGUCCUGGCAGACUUGAAUGACGAGCUUGCUCCUGUUUUCUUUCUCCGCUGGAUCUAUUCUGCCUUUGACUAUCUCUCGGAAAGCUGGGACGGCUUCUUCCAUAGCAACUGGCGGGAAAUGAUGCCCCUCUUAUCUCUGAUCUUCUCAGCGCUCUUCAUUCUUUUUGGGACGGUUAUUAUUCAAGCUUUCAGUGACACGGGCGAUGAGAGAGAUUCGCCCCCUCCCAAGAAAGACGAACCCCCUUCAAAGAGCGAGAGGAACGACACAGGCUUCACCAAAGACAACAGGAUUCCCAAGAAGGGGUUUGUGGAGGUGACGGAACUAACAGAUAUCACCUACAUGAGCAACUUGGUGCGCCUGAGGCCGGGGCACAUGAACGUGGUGCUGAUCCUUUCGAACGCCACAAAGACGUCUUUGCUUCAGAAGUUUGCCCUGGAGGUCUACACCUUCACCGGGAGCAGCUGCAUCCACUUUUCUUUUCUCAGCCUGGACAAGCACCGGGAAUGGCUGGAGUACGUGCUGGAGUUUGCGCAAGAUGCUGCACCAAUCCCCAAUCAGUACGAUAAACAUUUUCUAGAACGUGACUACACGGGCUACGUCCUGGCCCUGAACGGCCACAAAAAGUACUUCUGCCUCUUCAAGCCUCGCAAAACCUCGGAAGAGGACGCAAACGCCCACGGGCACUGUGAUGAUUCUGACCUGGCAGAAGGCCGGGGAAAAUCCUCCUCUUACAGUAGCCGGCCUGGCUCGGUCAAAAGCAAACUUGACAGGCUAUCCUUAUGGAUGGAGAGACUCCUAGAAGGUUCCUUACAGCGGUUUUAUAUCCCAUCGUGGCCUGCGCUAGACUGAAAAUAAAAAGGGGGUUGGAGAAAAGGAUCUUAUCACUGCUUGCAGACUCUGACAGAGGACAACCGUAACCAUCUUGUUUUCUGGGAAUUUGCAUUGUGUCGACUAGACGGUAGCUUUUUAGAGAAGACUCUCCUAGGCCCAGUGAAUUAGAAGCCUCUUUCCCCAUGUCUUUUUGACCUAGGAGCGAUGGAAAUUAAAAAAAAAUGCACUGACUUCCACGCUGGUACCAAAUGGUUCUAACAUUUGGGAGCUACAUAACCGAAGACAGACAGUAGCCAGUGACAGACCCUCUUUCCCGCAUUCCCAGCCUGCUUCGGUUCCACCUCUGGGGUUUUCUCCACUGUUGGCGGAAACUUCUGGCUUAGCUGCUAUGGGAGCUCCUUCUGUGUACUGAUUUUUUUAAAAAAAUCAUUUGGUUUUUGUGUUUUUACUUAAGUGAGCCUUGUUUAAAAGCAGGUUGGGCUGCGGGGUCCUGCUCUUCCCGUGCUUAGGCUGCGAUGCAUCUUACAGGGCCUGUUCUGCAGAGAGCGCUCUGCAUCUUGUAUCAAGAGUUCUUACCUUGUGGUUUCCCACCUUCCCCCCUAGGUGGUAAGUGAUUUGGAAUGUGUUUGGGGGUAUCUCCCUUUUGUACCAAAAGGUAGCAAGAUUGGGAAAGGGGGGGGUUGGCUGAUGCAUGCCCUUCUGGCCCCCUGUGCAAUAAAUCCCACAUAUGGAAUUCACCAGCUAAGCCAUCAGCAGGGAGGGAAAUGCAGGAAGGUCACCCCAGGUGUGAAUACCCUUUUUGACCAUGAGCCAUUUCAAGCGUACAUUCUGAGGCCUUCCUGGGUGCUCUCUGCGUCUCACUUUAUUUUUAAGAAUGUACAGCCAUAACCCUAAAACCCGGUCUUUAGAUUGCAAGAUAUCGCCUGGUUUGAGCCCAACAGGUGGAAGAAAAACAUAAAAUCCCUUAAUGCAACUAGCUCUCCUGGCACCAUUUUCAGAACAGCAACGGUUCAUCUCUAGGGCAGUAAUUCAACCCCCCUUCUCUUGAUUUCAAGGGACUUUAGAAAGCCUGUCGUCUCUCUCUACAGUUUGACCAGUAAGGUUUAACCAGCUUUCAAAAGUUUUCUGUGAAGUUUUUCUGCCCUCAGCUUGUUUAGUUUCAGCUGCUUUGGUCUAGAUGCGGAUAUUUGUUUGAACUGAAUGGUAAGAUGGUAUCUCUACUGUACGCUUUCCAAAAGAAAUCACACCAUUCGGUAUACUUCAAAAACCAGUCUCUCAGCCAAUUUUGGAUUGAGAAACAAGCGUGUCUAUUUCUCAGCUGCUGGACUGCCCUGAAAUCCCUCCCAUAUAAGAUAAGAGAUGAAAUAUGGCCCUGUUCUUGUUGUGUAAGAUCAGCAAAUACAGGAUGUUUUGUUUUUAAUGUAGGAGCCACUGAAGCACUCCCCUCCUGUGGCUUGGAUUGGUUCAGCCUAGAACUCUGCACCUUCAUUCUUUGCAAGUAGAUAGGCUUUCAGCCCUGGACUAAUCCACCUGUGCAGUGGGGAGGGGGAAUAAGUUUGGGAAAGUGGACUAUGUGGGCGUAGGAUAGCAUUUCUGAAUGUCGUUUGCAUGUGAAAUAAUUCCCACUGCAAUGCUAGUUCUUACUGUAACUAGCAGAGUAUUUUUUUUAACUUAAAGCCAGUUCUCUGUCUGAAGACCAGAAUUCUAUGUCCUCAUUUUCUCACAGGUGUAAACCAGAUUUGGCAGGUACUGGGGCGGGGCUUUCCAGUUCCCUAUAUUUUGUGAAAUAGUAAUGUGCAAUUCUUAACAAUUAUGCAGUUAUACUUGAAGAGGCAUGGCGGUAUCUGCCACAUCUGUCAAGUUGGUUAUACAUCUGCCGCCGCCACCCCCCCUCCCCCCCGGGUCCCUUGUUAAGGAUGUAACUGCUGCCCAGUUAUCAAGGUGAUAGAAAAACCUUGCUUUUUAUUGCAGGGUCAGGCUGUUUUCUCAGCACACAUGCCCCUGGUGUGGACAUAUAGCUGUAAAGUUCUUUCUGGUGGUUUUUAUUAAACUGCUCUGGAGCAGCCUCUGCAGCAGCCGAUACCCUUGUAAACAGGUUAGGCCAGUUCUGUUCAACAGCCAAACUGGAGAGCAAGAAGAUACAGUUCAGGAAAGAAAGAGAUGCUUUGAAGCAUCAGUCUGUGAGAUAGCUGAAACAGUACCCAAACAAUACCCAGCUGUUCAGGCUCUGUAAAGAUCCAAACAAACACAGCCAGAUAGGCAUCAGUGAGAAGUAAUUGAACCAGGUACUAUGAGCCAUUUGUCGUCAGGAGGGGACACUUGUAUGCCUCAUUUGUAGGAUCCUCUUCCAGCAAAGGAGCUGCAGAGGCCUUUUAGCAAAUGAUACCGCAAUAAUAAUAUAAUCUGCCAGGAUCAAAUAACAGGAAUAGCUUCCGGAUGUGUUUGGUUUUCACAGUUUUAGGUUUCCCAGGAGAGGAACCUGGAGAAUCUAAGGACAGUAGUCAAGCGAAGGAUUGUAAAAGCUCCCGAAUGCUGAAAAUCAAGACAAUCUCUGUCAGGGAUGUCUGGCAUGGAGCUAGCAUGUGACUUUGUGACCUAACCAGUGUGGGUAAGGGAACUGACUACCUGCCUGCCUUCUGCCACAGUGGCAGUUCAGUAAGAGGAGAAGCUCUUGCUUAUGCAGAGUAGGGAGAUGAAGGUCCUUGUAGCCCCAAUGCAAACAUUUCUCAUGGUGGUGUUUCUCUUCGCAUAAUGGAGCAGGCUCCUCUCUCCACUGGAUUUGCCAGAGCCUGCUUCAGGGGGACCACCUCCUGUGGGCUUCUGCCUCCCCACCCCUGCCAUUUACAGCAUAUCUCUACCCUGCCAGCAGCAGCAGCAGCUGCUACCACCAUUUGUUACUGACUCCCUACCUGAGCAGAGCUACAGUUCUGAAUCACAAUAAUCAGUGGCAGACCCUUAUGGGGUGCUGAGGCCCAAAGAACUCUGCAAAGGAAUCGGGCAUCCCGCCUUGACAAUUAAUUGCACAUCAUGUGCACAAAUUGCUCUUUCUGUUUUGGGUACAAGUGGGGGUGAUGCUAGGGAGGAAUCAGGCCCAGUUUGGAGUGCCUGAUUUGAACUCACCUGGCAAGAGAGGAAAUGGAGGCUUUCUCCCCCACCUUACAAAGCGAAGCACCAUUGCCAGGAAUUCAGGAACUCAAGCCCGCUUUUCCUUUUUUGCCAAAAGGGCUGUACCUUCUGCCAAUUUAUAGCAAAUCCGUAGAAUUAACCGAUCUCACCGCUUCGGUAAUCACAUCCCACAAGCUAAAGAACAAAGUGCUUCCGGUGUCUGCAUCCCAAACAUAUAACCCCCCCAGAAUCCGAAGUGAACCCCCUUCAAAAAGCAGAGGGGAGGAAUUGGGUUUAGCGUCUUGAUUCCAUAUGUGCCGUUUACUGUUUCAUUUGACAUAGAUGUGAUAAUCCCUGUAGCUGCCUUACAGCGUCCAUUUUGUCUUCUGUCAAACAUUGCUGGGAACUCGUCCGAAUCCGCCCAGGCAGGAUUGGUUUGAGAAGACGAAAAACAUUUUGCACUUUUGAUAACUCGAGGGAAGGGGGGAUAUAAAUAAUUUAUUGGGCAAAAUUGUCUCUUUGGGCGGGGGGGGGGGGGGCUUGUGAACAGGCACUGAUUUUUUGUGUGUUUGUUUUGCUUUCAAGACUUACAGAUUCGCAACUGAAAUAAACUAUUUUAAUGUGUGA
Molecule: messenger RNA, 6168 nt
Organism: Sphaerodactylus townsendi
Lineage: Eukaryota; Metazoa; Chordata; Lepidosauria; Squamata; Sphaerodactylidae
Gene: DNAJC16
Product: DnaJ heat shock protein family (Hsp40) member C16
Exons: 15
Coding region: 118-2454 (778 amino acids)
Source: RefSeq, a predicted model, not a curated record